Molecule: messenger RNA, 1659 nt
Organism: Laccaria bicolor S238N-H82
Lineage: Eukaryota; Fungi; Basidiomycota; Agaricomycetes; Agaricales; Hydnangiaceae
Exons: 8
Coding region: 1-1659 (552 amino acids)
Source: RefSeq, a predicted model, not a curated record
AUGAUGACUAGCUGGCAAGUGCUUUUCGAUGGCUCCAUCUAUACUCGCGCCGUAUUCCACUCGGCUCUCUCUCUGUUCGGCGAGGACAGCCUUGCUGACUGUGAUGGCGAAGACAUCGCUAAACUCUUGACCAUCGUUCAUCCGCUCAUGCUUCGUUAUAUCCGUUCUCUUAACGAUGGCGCGCAAGAAACUCAAGGCGAUCUUCGCGUCCGCAAAUCACUUUACAACGCGUGGGCUGUCUUGAGUACCGAUCACGCCAAUCAGGUAUGGGAUGAAUGGAUGCUCGAGGCACCUGAUGGCGACGACGACUAUUAUCCUGAGCUUACCGACGACGAGCUCCUUCAAGUGCUCCCUGCGAUUUGUGAUGCGCCCGUCAAGGCCAAUCCCUUUCUGGCCUCAUCCACGCUUGUCGCUAACCGUAAUCCAUCGCCUGUUAACGAGGGGUCUGAUCAAGAGGACUCCCCAAUCUUUAAACAUCGUAAAGGCGUUCUCGCGUCGCCAGGCCUCAUGAAGUUUACGCCUUUGCCACCGAACAGUCCUCCCGCUGCCGGCCCUUCUCACACUUCCACCACUCCAGCCGCUGGUUCCGCUGACGUGCCCAUUCCUAUCUCCUUGUCACCUACGCUGCCUCUUGGCAUUAUGCCGCCUGUCACUCUGCUCCCAGCUGCAUCUGCAAACGCUCUGAUGAUCCUCGUGGUUCCCCGCCUCAAUAUUCCUAAGGUGGAGAUGCACACAUGUCAUGAUCGUCCCGCAAAGGCUCUCGCCAAGAUGAAGAAUAUGCUCGUACUUGCGCCAAGCACAAAAUCCAAGGCGAGUAAACGCAAGCGGAGCCCCAGUGAAGAAGGAGAGGAUGGGCAAUCGGACAAGUCGUUCAUUGCUAAUCCACCUCCUCGUAAACGUGGACGACCCCGUAAGAACUUUCCUCCUCAUCAGCGGUUUAUUGGAGCGUUCAACGUCCCUACCAACUUAGAGCAUCUUUUCAACAAGCCUUUUAUGCCUGAGCCUUGCGUUCAAUGCUCCAUGGGCAAGAACCAAAAGGAGGAGAAAUGCCAGUUUCAAGGCUGGGGUUACCCCUGCGUGCCCUGCAAAACUGCGCAUUUCACUUGCUGUGAAUACAGCCUCAAGCCUGUCCGUCAUGCCGAAGUCCACAGCAUUCUGGGACGUCACCCUGCUUGCUUGGCUCCUGAACUUAUCGUUUCUCAUAUCCAAGACGCUGUGUUCGAUCAACAGCACAUCUGCGCGAAUCAAGCAAUCAUCGACUCCCUUAUGUAUCGUCGGGACACCAACAUGCGCCGCGCUGCCCAAGCGCUCUUUGAUCUCGCCGCUAUCGAAGGCAAGGAGAGCUUGGUCGGUACUAUUUUUCAAACGCAGGACGACUUCGACCAUUAUUUCCCUUUCAUCAUGUCCUUCCUUGGCGACCUCAGCGCCCCUGUCGAUGAUUCCGAAGAUGAAGAUGCCACCAAGAACUCUCGCGACAAUCUCACAGAGAUGGCCGUUCUGUUCGAGAAGAUCUGCCCUGGUCAUCCUUCUGCCGAAGACUCUGACGAUGACAAUGAAGACAAUGAAGAUGAGGCUCCGGCCAACGAUGGUACGAUAUUUUACGUGCAAACUCUCAUUAUAUCGUAUUUCUUUGCACUUCUUGUAGUUUUUAUUAGGUAG